This is a messenger RNA of Malurus melanocephalus (red-backed fairy wren), 1839 nucleotides long. It is a transcript of the gene ADORA3, whose product is annotated as adenosine A3 receptor. The transcript is spliced from 2 exons. Lineage: Eukaryota; Metazoa; Chordata; Aves; Passeriformes; Maluridae. Gene Ontology annotation, cellular component: dendrite; membrane; synapse. Bases 353 to 1303 code for a protein of 316 amino acids. Gene Ontology annotation, biological process: G protein-coupled adenosine receptor signaling pathway. The record is from RefSeq and is a predicted model, not a curated record. Gene Ontology annotation, molecular function: G protein-coupled adenosine receptor activity.
CUAAAUUGCACUUGAAAGAGGAACCUGUAAAACUAUUUCUUUAUAAGUUGCUGCGGAGAAGAAGUGUGGAAGCUUUUCCAUUUUUUCCCGUUCAUAAUAACAUCCCAAAGCACUUUGCUGCCUCGAGGCUGCUGAAGGGAUGCUGUGAGCUUCAGGAGGGCUCUGCAGAGAGGGGAACAGCUCCUGGAUGCUGAGUUAUCUGCAGCUGGGGGAGGCAAGAGCUGAUUUGCUGCGUGGUCCCCAGGACAUGCAAUCAUGCAGAGGUUGAAGAGUGGCUAGAGCAGCUCACACUGACGAUCCCUCGUGUGGCCAUCGAUGCCCACAUUUCCUUCCGCAGCUCCAGCAGCUCACCAUGCCCAACGACAGCGUGGCCCUGAGCAGCCUGGACGGGAUUUACAUCGGAUUCGAGUGCCUGGUGGCUCUGUUUGCCACYCUGGGCAACAUCCUGGUCAUCUGGGUGGUGAGGCUGAACUCUGCCUUCCAGAACACCACGCUCUACUUCAUCGUGUCGCUGGCGCUGGCCGACAUCGCCGUGGGGCUGCUGGUGAUGCCGCUGGCCAUCGUGGUGAGCCUGGGCAUGGCCGUGCCCUUCCACAGCUGCCUCUUCAUGUGCUGCCUGAUGGUUGUGUUCACCAACGCCUCCAUCCUGUCCCUGCUGGCCAUCGCCAUCGACCGCUACCUGCGCGUGAAGCUGCCCACCAGAUACAAAAUCAUCACCACGGAGAGGAGAGUGUGGUGGGCACUGGGGCUGUGCUGGUCCCUGUCCCUGCUGGGAGGCUUCAUGCCCAUGUUUGGCUGGAACAAGGCUGGUCCAAGGAGCCCCAGCUCCCUCAGGUGCCGCUUCGUGGCUGUCAUGAGGAUGGAUUACAUGGUGUAUUUCUGCUUCUUCACCUGGACCCUGGUGCCCCUGCUCGUCAUGUGCGCUCUGUACGCUGAGAUCUUCCACAUCAUCCGCACCAAGCUCAGCCAGGGCACCAGAGGGGCCGGGGCUUUCUAUGGCCAUGAGUUCAGGACUGCCAAGUCUCUUGCACUUGUUCUCUUCCUCUUUGCAAUAUCCUGGUUGCCUCUGUGCAUUAUAAACUGCGUUUCCUAUUUUUACCCCGAGUCUCAGAUCCCCCCGUAUCUGAUGUACUUGGGAAUCCUCUUAUCCCAUGCCAAUUCUGCCAUGAACCCCAUCGUCUAUGCCUGCAAGAUAAAGAAGUUCAAAACCAUGUACCUUUUAAUUCUAAGGACCUAUAUCCUGUGCAGAAAAGCAGACCCAGCUCUUACAGAGCAAACAACAGACCCACAGACACCUGAAUAAAGGUGGAAGCUGCCAGAAGGUACCAGARCAGUGAUCAACAGCCUGGCUUUGCCAAGAAACUCUUGGGAAACUGCAGCAGCAUGUAGGCCUGAAAUACUCCAAAGCUGAAUGUUAAAGUAUUUCUUUAUGUUCUAUCAUUACUAAACGCAGCAGAUGGAAAUUGUGUCUGUUAUUGGGGGUGUUGGGGUUUGUCAAUGUGAGGAUUGGCUGAGUUGAUUGAAAAAUAGGAUUUGUUCUUUGCUGUUCAUAAUCCAGCAGCUCCCAACCUUUCUCUUCUCUGUUCCUUUAAACUAAACUUGAGCCUGGUCAGCUUGUGCUUUGGCCACGUUUUUAUCCAUGUCACAUUUUUAUCAAUAGUAAUAACAAAUAUUAGAUGGAAUCCUGCUGAAUCCUCCCUGACAAUCAAAAACCUGUCCAGUUUCAGUGUCCUGUGGGGAUGGCACAGARGUUGCAGUAAUUGUUACGCCACAGCUGACACAGCCCAAUUUUAGGGAACAUGGCUCAAACUGAAAGGAGGUUGUUAAAGGCCAGGCUCU